AUGUCCGCGCGUCGCUCACAGAGUCUCUCAUACCAGUCUUGCGGCCAAGUAAGCUCAACAAACAACGUUAUUGAUGAUGUUUUCUGCAGUGGAGAGUUUAAAGCGGAGGAUUUCCAAGAUUUACUACAAUCAUGGGUUGUUUUGUGCAACGCACCCGAUUCAAAUAAUCACCUGUGUGUGUCUUAUCGUUAUUUUUCUCUGGUAUGUGCAACAAUCAUUUUACCGUUGAAGCACCGCAGUUUUCCUCUUACGCAACUUCCUGUGAUAAAGGAUGUACCGUUGGAUCACGUUGUCCUUCGAGAAGACGAGUUCCUGGCGUUUGAGAACUCCCAUCUUUUUAAUUCUGGAAAUCCCAACAAAAGUCUCGGCUACUGCAUUCAGAUUAUUCUCCACUCGACGUUCGCCCCAGCCACAAGCAACGGUUGUUCCCGACCAAACCAGCUACUGGUGAACCUGCUUCAACAGAGCGCUGAACUUGUUCGAUCACUCCGUGAAUUUCGCUCAACCACAACCCUGGCUUCAUCGCGUGUCCAGUCAUUUGAGGAUGCUUGUUUCCAGGUGGAAGACCGCGUUGUGACCGAGCUUGAAUCGACCGAUACAAUCUUCAACAUGCUGCCCACCUUCGACUGUCUUUUGCUGGCUCCCAGUUUGUUAUGGAGGCAUCAGGAUGUCGAAAAAACCCUCACGCCAGGUGAACAUCUGUUCGCCCGUUUGAAACAAGCGGCUGUAGGCGACCUACGCAACUUGUUUUUCGGUAUGCCAUGGAAACUGACUGGUGUCACGCGGAAACCAGUUUGCAAUGAACCGAGUACAAUGGCUUUUGCUGUGACUCUUGUUCUCCGUGAAUAUGACCCAGACUUUAUUGAAAAACUUCGUGACCACAUUGUUACUCAGUUUGUCCACAACCGCAAUUCUACCGCAACGGUGGCACAGCAGGGUUCAACAGAUAACCCGGACGCAAACCAUUCUACGCUACGGCCAAACGUUCACGAUCCUGCCGGACCCAACACGCCAAAUGUCCGGAAUGUGUACCUGGUGUGGUACAGAGGACGAUCCUAUCUUUCCGACUACGCACCCCUGAUCCUCAUCUAUUUAGUACUGUUGCUUUAUAUCUAUUUUUCUGUCUGCAAACUGGAAAUGGUCAAGAGUAAAAUAGCGCUCGCCUUCAGUGCGUGUUUCACCGUCGUUGCCUCGUUAUGCAUGUCUCUUGGGUUGUGUAUAACAAUCGGCCUAAUGGUGCCCACCUUGAGUGGCAGUGAAAUCUUCCCCUACUUGGUUGUGCUUAUUGGAUUUGAAAAUGUGAUAGUUCUAACCAAGUCGGUCGUGGCCACUCCGGUUGACUUACCCGUGAAAUAUCGGAUUGCCCAAGGUCUCAGUAAAGAAAGCUGGCCGUUGACAAAGCAGUAUUUCACUCAACUGGUCCUACUGUGUCUCGGUUUCCUCACGUUCCACCCCACAAUGCAAGAAUUCUGUCUGUUUGCUAUGGUCGGCGUUACCACUGACUUCUUUCUGCAGCUAUUCUUCUUUGUGACCGUGUUGUCUGUGGACAUUCGUCGUAUGGAGCUGUCGGACCUAUCUACUCAGUACCAAAGUGUUGCAAUGCUUUGUGAGUCCAAACACCUACUCACCAGUCAUUCGAUUUCGACCGAAUCACAAGAUCUCAGCUCCUCAGCUCCACCACUGCCCGAGACUGCCAACAACGCAGCACAAGCGGUCUUCCGGUUUCGGGGAAUGAAUCAUGGUAUCGUUUUGCCGUUCGUUCGCUAUUGUAUCCGGCGAACGUUUGCGUUGUGCAUAAUCAUCUGGAGUUGGACACGAUUUUACUUUGCGAAAGUCUUUUCAAAGGUGCGACCUAAGCUCAGACCGGGACAUAAGCGUCGCGUUUCUGCCGCGGAAGCUGCUGCCUUCCUCGCCUCAGAUGACAAACCAACGGCAAAUGUCCCGCGACGCUUGUGGCUUCUUCGAAGUUGGGCAAAACAUCGUUUGGUUCAACGAAUAUUCAUGUUGGCAGUUGCUAUAUGGUUGGUGAUUUUCGUCCUGUACACAGUGGAUUUAGCUCAACUCGUGGACACCUUCCAUUCCUCACCAUCCACCAGUUCUUCGGUGACAGCUGACGAUAAGUUAGGUGCUCCAGUUCCGGAACAAACGGACCGCCGGGUUUCGAUCGACGAACCGGAGCCAAAAUCUGUGGCACCAGAGGAUGAUUCAACUGAGGGGCCACCCUCCAGUUCAUCGAAAUCAUCUCUCUGGGAUGUUGAACUUGGUGGUAAGUUUGGAGAUUUAGUUCGUGCACCUCCGUGGCUCCACCCUAGUGAAGCAACUUGGGACCACAACCUUCUAUGGAAUUACUUGGCCUUUUAUCAGUGGCCCUACCUGGCUAAGCACUAUAAUCUGAGUCUAUCCGGCUGUCAUCUGGCCAUUCUGGAGCCCAUUCAUUUGAAGCACGAAGUACCCAGUUAUUCAGGCGCAGAAUCCUUGCAGAGCGGUGCUGCUUCCGAAGCGUUAUCACAAUACUUUCCGUACGGUGUUCCAGAGCGUUCAUUCGAUUGGAACUGGGUCUCUUACACCGCGCUUCAAGAGUUCCUAAUCCAGUCGUUCAAUUCCAAUCGUAAAGAUAACGCACCUUCUGGGGAUUCACCGUCCGAUACAGAACGCAGUCAGUUUCUUGGACUACCGGAGGAAUUGUUGAAAAUCGUGGAUAAGUUAAAUCUACGACCGCUUUCUACUCACGUCUCUCCCGGUGGUAUAGCCGGAUGGACUGCCCGUCUGUGGUUGACUGCAAGUCUGCUGAAAACCAGCUUCCUUGGUUGCAGUUUGGUUCUUUUGGUCACGUGUCUCGGGAUGAUAUGUUUUCAAGAGCUACAAUCAAAGUCAUCUACUCCUUCACAACGGGAGCCGGUCAUACGAGUUCUGCCACUAACAAUCCCACUCACGGAUUCUUCUGAAAGGGACUCGAAGGAGGACUUGGAGAAUGAAGUGGUACUUUUCACGCCCGAUUGGAUACUGGCUUGCGGUAAACAUCAAACCAGUACACCACAGGGCUCCGUACAGGUCGCAGGUAUUGUUGCAGCAUGUGGUCUGCCGAAGGCACUUCAUCUUGGCCCUCCCGCGACAAGUGUGAUACGGCUGUGGUGUACCACUUCAGGCGUGGCAUUACCACCGAUUCACAGAUAUUCCAGUUCGGCGGUGUUUGUUAGACAGAAUUCUGCGGUGCACUCUAAACUACCUGCCCAACGACGAUCGACUGUGUGGACAAUGCGUUUCCUGUGCGGUGGGUCGCUGCUCGCCGGCUGCAGUGAUGGGACAGUUGAGCGUUGGGACUGCAAGUCUGCUCAGCUUUCAACUCUGUUCUACCCAGAUUUGGAGGCCGAAGACACUUCUUGCCUCGAAACAAAUUCAUCCUCAUCACAGCCUCGUUCACAACAUCCAGGUGGUGUAACCGUUCUCCGAGUAACAGAUGAACAAAGUUUCGCGAUUGGUACCAGUCGGGGACACGUAGCUUGGUUCGAUUUAUGCAAUGAACAAAGCUCAACAGCACGUUUCCCAACCCGACAAUGGCAUAUUCACUCUCGGCCGGUCAUGGGACUGAAGUGUACAAUGCUUUCGAAUCACACCGGCGAGUCACAAACGCACAUCAGACAUUGGAUCCUCAUUAGUGGUUCAGAAGACGGUCGAGUCUGUUUCUACAGUACAUCCACGGGCGAAUGUCUCUACCAAGUCUCUCUGGAUUCGGCGGCCAUACUGAGCUUCGACUUCUCCAAGCUGAUGUUGGCUGUGAGCUAUGCGUCUGGGAAUCUAUAUGCCGUCAGUUUCGGAUUGUACGCACAGUCUCCGACAGAUAGUGCUUCCUUCAGUCUUUCGUUGGAUAUGAUUGGUGACCCGAUCCACUUGGCUCGGGACCGGAAACAUUCCACGACAAAUCACACGCGCUCCACACCACACGCACACUCUGGUUCUGUCGGGCUCCACUGGUAUUCGAUGAGUAACGCUUUGAGAUUGAUUGACUCAGAUGGGUUGCAGAGGCCUUGUGUAAAAGCCUUUCGGCUCGUCACCUGUGAACUAGAUAGUACCGUGGCGAUUUGGAACCUGGAUCCCCCAAGCCUUCUGAGAACGUUUCGUUUGAAUCUCUCCACCAUCAGACCUGGGGAUCCUUUAUUAACUUUCGAAAAUCGAGUGAUAUUUGGCGAUCAGUGCCGCAUUUACGCACCAGUUUAUCAGCUCCCGCCUCCAAAUCGCAGCUACCUACUCCACAUCCCUAAAUCAUCAGUGAACGAAAUUGUGGCAGCUACAACCACUUUACGACAAAAUCUCUCCACCAUCAGACCUGGGGAUCCUUUAUUAACUUUCGAAAAUCGAGUGAUAUUUGGCGAUCAGUGCCGCAUUUACGCACCAGUUUAUCAGCUCCCGCCUCCAAAUCGCAGCUACCUACUCCACAUCCCUAAAUCAUCAGUGAACGAAAUUGUGGCAGCUACAACCACUUUACGACAAGGCUAUCUACGUGUCAUAAACCCAUGGACGGCGAAAUAUGAACGCUCAAUUCAGCUGCUUCCACCAUCGACAGUGCUGCUGCAAAACUCGACGACGAGUUUUUCUUCGUCGAUACUAGCAGCCAUACUCCGUCGUUGGUCAAAGGAAUUGGUACCUUUGGGAAUAGCCGGACCAUCUUGUUCGGUUGCCCCAGAGACAAUUCUCAGUUUUCUCAAAGAGAAGUCAGAAGGACAAACGGUACAUUCCUCGGCAGGUUCUGUGGUGGUCAGCGUGGCCGACGAGGGGCGGACACUAGUAAUCAUUCCAUUAGCAACGUUGAAAGCAAAAUAG
Molecule: messenger RNA, 4818 nt
Organism: Opisthorchis viverrini
Lineage: Eukaryota; Metazoa; Platyhelminthes; Trematoda; Opisthorchiida; Opisthorchiidae
Exons: 24
Coding region: 1-4818 (1605 amino acids)
Biological process (GO): SREBP signaling pathway
Cellular component (GO): endoplasmic reticulum membrane; Golgi membrane
Molecular function (GO): protein binding; sterol binding
Source: RefSeq, a predicted model, not a curated record